Scleropages formosus (Asian bonytongue) is the source of this 4374-nucleotide messenger RNA. Its product is annotated as neurexin-2-like. The transcript has 19 exons. Lineage: Eukaryota; Metazoa; Chordata; Actinopteri; Osteoglossiformes; Osteoglossidae. Bases 195 to 4310 code for a protein of 1371 amino acids. The record is from RefSeq and is a predicted model, not a curated record.
GGCGGUGGACUCGGAGCUGCAGCCUUUCCCCUAUAGCAUCGAUAACAGUGUUGCUUCGCAAAACAAGGAAGGAAGAGUCGGUGGCCACCUUCAAAGGCAACGAGUUCUUCUGCUACGACCUGUCGCUGACGCCCAUCCAGAGCAGCACAGACGAGAUCACGCUCUCCUUCCGCACGCUGCAGCGCAACGGCCUGAUGCUGCAUACCGGCAAGUCGGCCGACUAUGUGAAUCUGUCGCUGAAGAGCGGCGCCGUCUGGCUGGUCAUCAACCUGGGCUCGGGUGCCUUCGAGGCACUGGUGGAGCCCGUCAACGGCAAGUUCAACGAUAAUGCCUGGCACGACGUACGCGUCACCCGCAACCUGCGCCAGGUCACUAUUUCAGUGGACGGAAUACUCACCACCACAGGCUACACCCAGGAGGACUACACCAUGUUGGGCUCUGAUGACUUCUUCUACAUCGGGGGCAGCCCUAACACGGCAGACCUGCCCGGAUCUCCGGUCAGCAACAACUUCAUGGGCUGCCUGAAGGACGUGGUCUACAAGAACAAUGACUUCAAGCUGGAGCUGUCCCGCCUGGCCAUCGAGCGAGACCCCAAGAUCAGCCUGCACGGGGACCUGGUGUUCCGCUGCGAGGACGUCGCAGCCCUUGACCCGGUCACCUUCGAGACCCCCGAGUCCUACAUCGCCCUCCCCAGGUGGAACACCAAGAAGACAGGCUCCAUCUCCUUCGACUUCCGCACCACGGAGCCCAGCGGCCUGCUGCUCUUCAGCCACGGCCGCCUGCAGGGCCCCAAGGAGCAGCGUCCCGACCGCCAGCUCAAGGCCGACUACUUCGCCAUCGAGCUGCUCGAUGGCUUCCUCUACCUGCUCAUGGACAUGGGCUCCGGCAGCAUCAAGAUGAAGGCCAGCAACAAGAAGGUCAACGAUGGCGAGUGGUGUCACGUCGACUUCCAGAGGGAGGGCCGCAAGGGCUCCAUCUCGGUGAACAGCCGCAGCACCCCUUUCUUCUCCAACGAGGGCAGCGAGAUCCUGGACCUGGACAGCGACAUGUAUCUCGGGGGGCUGCCGGAGAUGCGCUCGGACCUCAUCCUGCCGCCGGGGGUGUGGACGGCGUUGCUCAACUACGGCUACGUGGGCUGCGUACGCGACCUCUUCAUCGACGGCAAAAGCCGCGACGUGCGGCGCCUGGCCGAGGUGCAGAGCGCGCCGGGCGUCAGCAGCUUCUGCACCCGUGAGUUCCAGCGCAAGUGCAGCAGCGCCCCCUGUGCCAACAGCGGGCAGUGCCGCGAGGGCUGGAACCGCUACAUCUGCGACUGCACCGGCACCGGCUACCUUGGCUACAACUGCCAGACAGAGGCCACGGUGCUGAGCUAUGACGGCAGCAUGUACCUGAAGAUCAUCAUGCCGGGAACGAUGCACACGGAGGCCGAGGACGUGUCCAUGCGCUUCAUGUCCCAGAGGGCCUACGGUCUCCUCAUGGCCACCACCUCGAAGGAGUCGGCCGACACGCUGCGGCUGGAACUGGACGGCGGCAGGGUCAAGCUCACCGUCAACCUAGAUUGUAUCAGGAUAGACUGUAAUCUCAGCAAAGGACCGGAGACGCUCUUCGCAGGACAGAAGCUCAAUGACAACGAGUGGCACUCCGUGAAGGUGGUCCGCCGUGGGAAGAGCCUGCAGCUCUCGGUGGACAACGUGACUGUAGAAGGCCAAAUGACCGGAGCGCACACGCAGCUGGAGUUCCACAACAUAGAGACGGGCAUCAUGACAGAGCGGCGCUUCAUCUCAGUGGUUCCCUCCAACUUCAUCGGGCACCUGCAGGGGCUGUCCUUCAACGGUGUGCCCUACCUAGACCAGUGCAAGAACGGGGACAUCUCUUACUGCGAGCUCAACGCCCGCUUCGGCAUGCGCCACAUCAUUGCCGAUCCCGUAACCUUCCGGAACAAAGCGAGCUACCUGGCGCUGGCCACCUUGCAGGCCUACGCCUCCAUGCACCUCUUCUUCCAGUUCAAGACCACCACGUCCGAUGGCCUGUUGCUCUUCAACAGCGGCGACGGCAGUGACUUCAUCGUGGUGGAGCUGGUCAAAGGCUACGUCCACUACGUCUUUGACUUGGGCAACGGGCCUUCGCUCAUGAAGGGCAACUCGGACAAGCAGCUGAACGACAACCAGUGGCAUAACGUGGUGGUUUCCCGGGACGCCAAUAACGUGCAUACGCUCAAGAUCGACUCCCGCACCGUCACCCAGCACUCCAACGGAGCCCGCAACUUGGACCUCAAAGGAGAGCUCUACAUCGGGGGAGUGCCCAAGAGCAUGUACAACAGCCUGCCAAAGCUCAUAGCGUCCCGGGAUGGCUACCAGGGCUGCCUGGCCUCAGUGGACCUCAACGGGAGACUCCCGGACCUGAUCGCGGACGCCCUCCACAGGGUGGGCCAGGUGGAGCGGGGCUGUGACGGCCCCAGUACGACCUGUACGGAGGACUCCUGCUACAAUCAGGGCGUGUGUCUCCAACAGUGGGAGGGCUUCUCCUGCGACUGCACCAUGACGUCCUACGGGGGCUCGUUCUGCAGCGACCCUGGGACCACGUAUAUCUUCGGCAGGGGAGGAGCCCUCAUCACCUACACCUGGCCGCCCAACGACCGGCCAAGCACACGGGCAGACCGGCUGGCGCUGGGCUUCAGUACGCAGCUGAGGGAGGCCGUCCUGGUGCGGGUUGAGAGUGCCUCUGGACUGGGAGACUACCUAGAACUGCACAUAGAGCGGGGGAAGAUCGGCGUGAUCUUCAACGUGGGGACGGACGACAUUACCAUCGACGAGCACGCCGUCACGGUGAGCGAUGGCAAGUACCACGUGGUGCGCUUCACACGAAGCGGUGGCAACGCCACCCUCCAGGUGGACAACCAGCCCGUCAUCGAGCGAUACCCAUCAGGGAGCUUUGAUAAUGAACGCCUGGCUAUUGCUAGACAAAGAAUCCCAUACAGACUUGGUCGGGUAGUUGACGAGUGGCUACUCGACAAAGGGCGACAGUUAACCAUCUUCAACAGCCAGGCUUCAAUAAAGAUUGGGGGCAAAGACAGAGGUCGGCCUUUCCAAGGCCAGAUCUCGGGCCUCUACUAUAAUGGCCUGCAAGUGCUGAAGCUCGCAGCCGAGGGAGACCCCAAUGUGCAGUCAGAGGGGAACCUGCGGUUGGUGGGGGAUGCGCCAUCUGUGCUGACUACCGAAACCACCUCCGCCACCCCUCUGGCAGAUAUGUCCACCACCAUCAUGGAGACCACCACUACCAUGGCCACGACCACCACCCGCAAACAGCGCUCACCCACCAUGAGAGACAGUGUUACUCAGAAUACAGAUGACAUUCUCGUGGCAUCGGCAGAAUGCCCCAGCGAUGAUGAAGACCUAGAGGAGUGUGAGCCAGGAACCGGAGGAGAAUUAGUGUUGCCCAUAAUUACAGUGGACUCUCUAGACCACCCGUCUAUCGCCACCCGUUACCCCGUCAUCCCCCCGCCCCCCACCUACCGCCCCUUCCUCACCCUGCUCGAUACCACCAAAGAGUCCCUGACCCUGGCCAAUGCCCGCACCCCCUGCCCCAUGGACCAGGAGGACUGUGAGGACCCUAUUGAGGUGUCGGCCUACGGCUCGGGGGAGAUGACCGAGUCCGAUGACGAGGAUUAUUAUAAAAACUCCCCCCUCGUCACCGACAGGACGGUCCUGCCGCCUCCCCCAGCGGCGGAGGGCGGCGUCCAAAAUCCCCGCGACCGCCACUUCUCCAGGCCCCCAAACUCAAACCGCCCCCCGCCCUCCUCCUCCACCACCCCUACCGCAAAUCCUGCCCAGCUGCCCCGCCCCAAACCCGGUGGCGGCAGCCACAUACCCGCAGGCAAAAUGAACACCCGGGACCAGGUCCUGCUACCCCCGGCACCCCCGUCCUACGAGCCGGACCACGGCGGGCGGCACCGGCACGGCCCGGGAAUAACCCACCCUCCCAAUUUUCGCAAUGUGCCCACAGCCAACCCCACAGCCUCGGGAGAGAGAGGCCCGCCCGGCGCCGUGGAGGUCAUUCGGGAGUCCAGCAGCACCACGGGCAUGGUGGUGGGCAUCGUGGCAGCCGCCGCCCUCUGCAUCCUCAUCCUCCUCUACGCCAUGUACAAGUACCGCAACCGUGACGAGGGCUCCUACCAGGUGGACCAGAGCCGCAACUACAUCAGCAACUCAGCCGCACAAAGCAACGGUGCCGUGGUCAAGGAGAAGCAACCAGGGGCCGCCAAGACUGCCACCAAGAACAAGAAGAACAAAGACAAGGAGUACUACGUCUGAGAGCGGCCCCAGGGAGAGAGAGAGAGACAGAGAGAGAAAGACACAGAGAGAGAGAGAGGGAGAG